This is a messenger RNA of Bactrocera dorsalis (oriental fruit fly), 1768 nucleotides long. RefSeq names its product protein yellow. Gene Ontology annotation, cellular component: extracellular region. The record is from RefSeq and is a predicted model, not a curated record. The coding region runs from base 266 to 1573 and encodes 435 amino acids. The transcript has 4 exons. NCBI's taxonomy places the organism in Eukaryota, Metazoa, Arthropoda, Insecta, Diptera, Tephritidae.
CAGUAAUGUGAGCGGCAGAGGCCAGAGAUGUCUAGUAAUUAACGAUUAUUUUGUUUAUAAUCUUAAAUACAAGUUAAAGUAUUAGCAGAUGUGUGAAUGUAAAUGUUUAUCUGAAUUUAAUUGCGAAUAAGUAACGAACAGGUUUCAUAAAUAUUAUUCUUACUUUCACGUGAAAGUCUACAGAUGGCUUAGAUGCAGUCAGUAGCUGAGCACGUCAAGGCACCAACAGAUCCACAACGCAACAAAACAAAAUUUUAAAAGUGAAAUGCAUUCAAGCUGGUUUUAUCUCAUACUGCUUUUGAUCGCCAUCCAUGACAGUCAGAGCGCUUACGGCCGCGGCAAUCAAUGGAGUCAAUACACACAACGCCCCAAUUUUUCGAGAUACAAGGAGUUGAUAAAAGUGUACGAGGCAAAAAAUUUGGAAUUCGGAUUUCCCAGUGAAGAGGACAGACAAAAAGCUUUACGUAAAGAGCUCUACAUACCAGACAAUCCACUGCCCAUUGAUGUGGAUGUCUACCAUCCACCAAGUGGCGAGCAACCGAAGAUAUUCGUGACAAUACCACGUUUCGGCCAAGGCGUGCCCUACUCGCUGGCCUAUCUAACGAAUGUGGUGCGCCCCAAUGGCACCGAACUGCAGCCCUAUCCAAGCUACGAUUGGCAUAAAACGCAUGGCGAUGACUGUGAUGGGCUUACCUCGGUUUACCGGAUACAGAUCGACUCGUGUGGUAAAAUGUGGAUAUUGGAUAGUGGUGAAAUUGAAUUCAAGCAACACUGCGCGCCACAACUAGUGGUACUGGAUAUAGCCACCUCCAAAGUGGUGCAUCGUUAUCGUUUUCCCAAAGGCAUGUUCAAGCCGACAAUAAGUCGUUUCGUCACACCUUACGUCGACAUUGCAGAUCCCGCGCCGAAGGGUGCAUGCGAGGAAGCUUUCGUUUAUAUGGCCGAUCCCACCGGUACCGGUUUUGUGGUGUACGAUGUGCAGCAUGAAAGUUCAUGGCGUGUGGAAAACAAGUACACAUACCCCGAUCCAGAUUUUGGUACGCACACCAUAGCCGGUGAGAGUUUCGAACUUUUGGAUGGUACAUUCGGUUUCGCGGUAACACCACGCGGUUUGGGUUUGCGACGCAUGUUAUACUUUCAUUCGCUGUCGAAUGAUGCGCAGGUAGCCAUUCCCUUGGAUAUUGUGAACGAUCCCACCUACUGGAAGAGCGGUAUCAAUUCAGCUUUGGAGCAUUUCGUGUUGUUGGGCAAACGUGGCAUACAAUGUGCGGCACCAGCCAUGACCGCGCAGGGCAUAUUUCUAUGUGGACACCUAGAACCGAUUGGUCUUUUCGGUUGGGAUAUUCGUACACCGUAUACACAUCAAAAUCGCUUGUUGUUGGCUGAGAAUCCAACAACGCUGCAAUUUAUCAGCGGCUUGAAGGUGAUAAGAAAUUUAGAGGGCAAAGAAGAGGUUUGGAUGCUGUCUAAUCGCUUACAGAAGGGCUUCUCUGGCACCAUGAAUUACGAUGAGAUUAAUUAUCGCAUUGCGAAGUGCGGUGUCGAAGAGUUGGUGUUCGGUAGACCUUGCUAGUCGGCAAUGAUGUUUAAUCAAGUUAGUUUAGUACCUACAAAAUAUUUUUUUUUAUUUGUAUGUGUAAUAAGAAUAUGAAGAGGUGUGUGUUUAUUUUUUAGAGGAGAUUUGUUUUUAUUGCGAAAUUCGAGUAUACAAGCGCCUAUACAUUAAUAAAUAGUAAUUCCGCUUAUCAGCGAAAUUUUUUUUCAUUGA